AUGUCAGAUUUAGUAGAAAAUUUUAGUAAAAGAAUUAUAGAAUAGUAGUAUUAGGUGCUUUCAGAUAACCCUGAGCUAAAGGAAAACAUCUUGCUUAUUGAAAAUUACUACACGAACAUCUAGUUUGAAUUCUGCAAUAUAAAUAUUUUUGCACUUAAAAAAAUAAUUAAAUGGAAUUUAAAAAGCUUAAGGUCAAUAAAAAUUAACAGAUGCAUAUUUCAUUUAUCAGAUGGAGAUGCAAACGAAUUUAAAAACCCUGUAAGUAAUGGUCGUAUGCUCUAAGAGAUUGAUUUCGUCUAUUUGAUUCAGACAUUUCAAUUCUUUGAUAUUGAAGAGAUAGAGUUAAAUUUGACCAAAGAAUAGUAAAUAAAAUUUAUUAAUGAAUAAUAUGCUUAAAAGGUUUAAUUGAAAGACAUCAGAGAUAAAAAAAUUGUCCUUCCAUAAUUAGUAGAGCUUGUCCCAGCAUCAUCAUAAGUAUAAAUAGAAAUGAACUAAGGACACGAAGUUAUCAAUUUCGAAGCUGAUAAAGAAAAAGAGCAUCAUCAUCAUCACUACACAGAAAAUACAAUGUCAGAGCAAGAUUUAAUUGAAUAAUUUGGUUGUGAAAAGGAAUGCAGACUAAUUAAUUAUGAGUAGAUAGAAAAACCUUCAUUCAUCAAAUCUUUUCAACAUGGUGACUAAAAAAAAUUUGCUUAAGAUUUAAUUUGGGGAGAUUUGAUAAAUCCUUUAAAAAUGGAUGACUAAUUAAACAUUAACAAAAUCUCAGAGAUUUAGUAAAACUUAAGUUUCUAUAAAACUUACACAAAGUAUGCUUUGAUGGAUAAUAAGUUAUUGAUUUUGGGUGAUGUGCUAUACAACAAUGUUUCUCAAUAAUAACUAUAUAAUUUAAUUUAGCUGAAUUACAUGAGCAUAAAUAGUAUCAUUUUCAAAGAUACUGGUAGAAUUCCAAGUAAAUCAUUUAGCGAUUUGAUGAAUCAGCUUUUUAUUAUAGAGAAAAUUGAUGAAAUUUCAUUUUUAGCUUCAGUAGUAGAAGAAGAAAGUUUCAAAGACUUGCAAUAUUUGAUUGGAUCUAAAAAAGUUUAAUUUAUGAUAAUCUAUAGAUCUCAUUUCCUUGCUUCAGAAAUUUAUCACCUCUUUUAAAUGCAUGCAACAAAAAAAACUCCCUUGAUGCAUGAUGUUAACAUCAAUCAUUAUAGAUAUACCAUAUUGGAUCUAUUUUCUAAAACUUAUUACGAAUUUACUCCUUAUGCUUUCUAAUCAAGUUUUGCUUCAGACUUUUUAAGUAAAUCUGAACUAGAAAAAAUCAUCACUAACAAUUAAGAUAACUUUUAGACAGCUAUAGAAUAUAAUAGAGCUUACUCUUAAAUGAUGGAAGCUGAAAAGCUUUAUGAGCGUUAGCAAGAUUAUCCAAAACUUAUUUAUAAUAGAAUUAUAUUUUACCAAGGAAAAAACCUUUCGAUUAUCGGCAAGAAUGUUAGUGAAAAAAUACUAUUUAAGUACUGGAUAUUUGUAAAGAAAGCGAAUAGCAAAUAAGAAAUUGAUUAAAUAAAAAAGGCCAAGCUUGAUAUAAAAUAAGAUGAGUUAAUAAAUGACUUGGAUAAAUUUAUUAAUCAAGAUGACUUAAAUGUUGUAAAUUGUAGCUUAAUAAAUAUUUUGAUAGGAUUUAUUUAGGAAAAAGAAUUAAAAAUUGAGUAUUAGCAACUAUACAGGCAAUAAAAGUCAUACAAAAUUCUCUAAAGCAAGUAUCCUAUUAGCAUCGUUGAGAAUAUUAGAUACAGUUAAAAAUAUUAUUUGCAAACAGCUGUUGCAUAUUUAAGGGGUUUUACAAAGAUCAAAGGACAGUCAUUGUAUUUUUUCAUCAACAAUGAUGAACUGCACAGAUCACUCUGUGAAAAUAGAUGGGAUUUUUCUAAUUUUGAAACUGAAGAAUAUUCUUUAAUUAUUAAGGAAUCAGUAAAAAUAGGAUUAAAUGCUUAGCUAGUUGGGAAUUUAACUUAAAUCAUUGAUUUUAAUAAAUUAACUCAUUUAAAUUUAGAUGGAAUCCGUGAAAACACCACAUACUCUUAUUUAUCUGAUGUGUUUUAAGCAGCUAUAAAUUUGAGGGUACUUACAAUGAGAGAAUGCUUGCUUAAUAUGAAAAAAAUCAGUUCAAUUAAUUUUGGCUUAGUUUCCAAGGAGCUUCAAGAAUUAGAUUUAUCUAAAAACAGAGAAAUUGAUGAUUUUUCGCUUCUCAACAAUAUUAUGGCAAAGGCUACCUUUCUAAAGAAACUUGCUCUAUAAGAUAUGUAAAUAAACUAAUCAAGAUUAAAGAAUGUGAAUUUUUCUUUGCUCAGCAAAUCUUUGGAAAAUCUUAAUUUAAGUAAUAACAAUCUAACAGACUGCAUAGAAAUAGUUGCUUCUUUGAUUACCGAGACUUCUUCUUUAAAAAUAAUCAACUUGGCUUAGUGCUAGCUUACCAAUCAUCAUUUGAAGAAAAUCAAGUUUCCUGUUUCAAUAGAAUAUUUAAAUAUAAGUUAAAAUUACAAUUUAGAAUUUGGGGAUUUUAUUGAUAUUCUUCCUACAAUAAAUCAACCGAAUUUGACUUAUUUGGAGCUCAAAGAUUUAAACAUCAAUUUGAAAAGCGAGAAAUCCCAAACGUAAAUUAAACAAAGUUAGUCAUCUUUGAACAACAUAGAGGAAGGUGAUAUAGCUACUCACUCUUAAAAUAAUUCUUAAAUUCAUUCUAAUCAUCCUUCGAAUCCUUCUAUUGUAUUGAAGCAUUCUUCUUCUAGUGAAAAAUAUAUGAAAAUUGAAGAAAUAAUUUUUCAUCAAAAUAAAAUCUCAGAGGUGUCGAAGGUGAAUGAAAUACUGAUCAUUUGCAAAAAUAUGAAAAAAUUUACGAUUUCUUAUUAAGAGAUAGAUGAUUAGCAGAUUAGCUUAUUGAAACUUGAUCACUUGUAUGAUAAGUUGAUCAAAAUUGACAUUUCAAAUAAUUAUUAAAUAAAGAAAUGUGAUUUUUUAAAUAAAUUGUUUGAAUAGCUUGUCAAUUUGAAGUAAUUCAUCAUGAGAUAUUGCUCUUUAACAUAAGAAAAAAUAAAAAAUGUUAAUUUUUCUUUGAUAAGUGAGGGACUUGAAGAAUUUGACUUGUCUGGAAACCCUGAUAUUUCUAACUUAGGUUUACUCAAUGAUUUGAUGAAGAAAUGCUAAAAACUUAAAAUAUUGAGUCUUGAUUAAAUGAAAUUGACUGAUGAAAAGUUAAAAAAUGUAGACUUUUCAUUAAUAAGUCCUUUCCUUGAAAAGGUAAGCUUAUCGAGUAAUGAUAACAGUGGUUAGCUGACCCGUUUUUACUUUUUGAAUGAAAUUAUGAGGAAAGCAAAAACUUUAAAAAUAAUAAAUUUGCAAGGAAUAACUUUAAACGAAGUUUAGAUAGAUAAUAUUUCAUUUGAUAACGUUUCUCCAGAAUUAGAGAUUUUUAGAAUUUAAGAAGGAAAUGAAGGAAACAAAAGGAGUUUAACAGAUUGGCUGAUAAAGAAGCUAAAUAGAUAUCUAAAUAUUUAUCGCUUUUAAAAACGCCAUGCUAAUGCAGAUUUAUUUCCUUAUCUUAAUUAUUUUGGUAUCUGCUAAUCAUUCAAUCUUACUUAGUACAGAAUGUCAAAGGAAGAGAUUAACUUUAAGCAUAACAAAACAAUCAAAGAAGAAGAUAAGUAAGAAAAUAAGACCUAGUAGGUUAUACCAUUAUCGCUUACAAAUAUAGUCCACAUUGACUUAUUUAUCAAAUAAAAAUAAGAGAAAAGAAUGAGUCUACUAAACUAGAGCAUUCAGCAAAAAAAAUAACAAUAUACUUUCAACCAAGAAUAGAGAAUUCACCUUAGUGAGGCAGUUAACAUAUUUUAUUUUUAUUCUUUUUUCAAGAAAUUUGAGUAGAUGAUAAACUAAGAAAACAGCCUUGUUAAGUAAGGGAAGGAGGAAAAUGAAUCUGAUUCUAGUCCAAAACCACAAAUUAAAUCAAAAGAAUAGUGGAACUUUUUUUUUGACUAAGUAAUUGAGGAUUAAAACGUGUAUAUCGAUGUCAAAUAUCUUUUACUUCAUUACAUUAAUGAUAAAAAAAUGUUAGAACAAUUAAAUUUAGAUUUAGAUACUCUCGAGCCUGAAAAUCUAAUACAGUUUAUAAAAGUACUAGAUUUAAGUAAUAGGAAGUAUUUUUAAAAUGCUUUUAUUAUUUUCACCUUCACAAAAUGCAAAUUAAUUCAAAAAAUGUGCUUGCAAAAGAUGUAGUUGCAGGUAUAAGAAUUUUUUGAAUAGGUUAUGUUCGAAGAAUAAAUGCAUAUUCAUUUAUGUAGUUUUGAAAUGUUAGAAGAAGUGAACUUAUCAGAUAAUUAAGUGAAUUUAUCUAAAUUAAUAAAUGCAAUUUUGUUGAAUGCUCCUCAUUUAAAAAUAUUGAAUCUUUCUAACAGCAAUCUAAACAACAAUACUAUGUUUAAAGUAGAUCUUCUUCCAAUAUCAUUAAUUGAUCUUAAUUUAUCUAAUAAUUAGAACUUCCAAAGCAUAGCAUUUUUGAAUAAUAUAUUUAAAAUAUGCACAAAGCUAAAAAACUUAAAUCUUUCCAAUAUGAAUUUAGAUGAUAAAAAAUUUGAAGAGGUUCACUUUAAUGAAAUAAGUUCUGAAUUAGAAAUUCUAAACUUAUCUGAUAAUAAUCAAAAACAAGUUGCUGGUCAUAUUUUAUCCAGUAUUUUUACGAAAUGCAAAAAACUUCAAAUUGUGAAUGUCUCUAAUUUUGGAAUUCAUCAUAAUUAUAUUAAGCAAAACCUAAUUAAAUUUUCUGAGCUUUCAUCUCAUUUAAGAGAAAUAAAUCUAUCUAGGAACUCAAUUGUGUAUUUCAUGGGAUUUUUAACAAGUAUAUUCAAAGCAUCGCCUCAUUUAGAAAAAUUAGAUUUAAGUUACUAACAACACAUAAAUUCUUAUCAGUCAGAGCCUGUAAAUAUUCCAGCGAAUAAGCUAAAGUAUCUGAAUAUCAGCGGAAAUUUGGUUCACGAUAGCUUUUAAUAUGCUCCUGAAAUAAUUACUUAAAGUUCUUGCUUUGUGGGAUUAUUAGUAUAGGAUUUCAAUUUAAAUUACCAACGUUUAAACUCUCUUUUUGAUGAAAAAGUAACAGAAAAAAUUGAAGAACUUGAUAUAUCUAACAAUAAUGUUAUAACAGAUUUGACAAAUUUAAAUUAGUUAAAUAAAAAGGCAGAAUUUAAAAGUUUGAUUGCUAGAAAUACUUGUUUAAAUAAUUAUUUAAUCAGCUAGCUAGACAAACAAGCUAUAUUUACUAAUUUACAGAAACUGGAUUUUGCUUACAACUUAAGCAUAUUAGAUUAUAGCUUUUUUAACGACUUAUUCAAGAUAGCAAUAAAUCUAAAAAGCUUAAAUAUAUCGUAUAUGUAGGCCACUUAAGAAAUGAUAGGUCAAAUAGAUUUUUCCUAGACACCUUUAACGUUAGAAAAUUUUGAUAUAAGUGGAAAUGAGUUCAUAAAUAAUUUCGAAUUCUUAAACAAAAUGUUUGAAAGAACAAAAAAAACUCUUAAAAAUUUAUACAUGUCACAAAUGAAUCUAGAUGAGAAACAAUUAUAAAAUAUUAACUUUGAAAUAUUGGUGGAAUCAAUUGAGUAUAUUGACUUUUCGAAGAAUCCAAAUUUAAAACAGAUAGAUUUCAUGCUUAAAUUUUUUAACGAUUCCUCUGUAAAACUUCAAAAGGUUAAGCUAGAUACUUUUUCUCAUGAUUUUGAGUAAGGAAGUUAAUUGCAAUAUGUUGAAAAACUGGAGUGUGAGCAUAUAAAAUACAAAUACAAUUUUUUCACUUAAGAAAAGUACGUUGCUAAUAUCAACAUAAUUAAAUUCAUCAGAUUUCUUCAAAAUGCAUUUAAAAGAAGAAAUGAAAUACUAAGAAAUAGUGAUGGAAGUGAAGAUAAGUUUUGGAGUCUUUUUAAGCUUUUUUUGUAAUAGAUGUUGCUAAUUCAGUCUAAAAAUUAAAAUUUAUAAGUUUUACUUCACUUUUUCUUUUUGUUGUUUAACGAAGAAAAGCUUAAAAUCAAAGAAAAGCAAGAAAAAUUCUUUAUUUUCUCACCUUACUCAAUGUUUUAAAAAAGUAAAAUUAAGAAAGAUAAGGUAAUUAACUAAUUAAAAGGAAAGGCACUGAAUUUUGAUUCAUAUAAUCUUGCCUUCUUCGAUUUAGAUCUGGUAGAGCAUGGAAUGAAUUACAUAUUUAGUUAUGAUAAAUUUUACUUUCCUCACUUUAAUGAGUUUUAUUUCUAGGAUUUUAAAAGCGAAUAAUUAGGAGAAAAUGGUGUGAGUGGAGAUGUCCUUUUUUUAGAAAAUAUGAACUAAUUAAUUGAAAUCAAAUAAGUAGAACAAGCUUUUUUACCAUUGAAGAUAACUAUCUCAGACGAUAUUUUAAAAUAAAAAAACUUGGAUGAAUUUACAUUACUUUAUUAUUUAAAUAGAGUUCCACCAUCAGCAAUCUUACUUAAAAACAUGAGCAUUUAGUUUGUAAAAAGUUGGUACGUCAUAAAUUACUAUGCACCUCUUUCAUAUAAUACAUAAAUAGAAGUAGAUUUUGAAUUGAUUGAGAAUACUUCUAUAGGAAAUUAUUUGACACUCAAUAGCUAUAAAAUGAUAGUUCAGAAUUAUCGUGAGAAGUCUUUCUCAAGCUACAUUAAAUAUUUCAUAGGUCAAAUAGGAUACUUCAUCUUUAGUAUAUUCCAAACUCAGCCCAUGCAAUUCAGAUUUGAUCAUUCUGUUAUCUUACUUGAGAGACAGUUUGGCUCAAUACAAUAAGCAAGGUUUAAUUUACUUAGAUUCCUCUUUCCUAUUUAUCAGUUUGUCUGCAUAUUUGGAGUCAUUUUCUUUUCAACUUACAAUUAAAUAGCUUGCCAUUAAGGUAUCUCUUGGUAUUCUUAUAUAAUGUACGGUGUAUAUGGAUUGCUUACAUUUAUUAUUGAAGCAGAUUUAUUCGUCCUCUGCCUUGAAUUUGUCAAUCACCUUAUCCCUGAAUUCAAACCUGAUUGUUAAACCGCAUUUCCAAAUAAUUACAUAAACUCCACAAAAUAAUUUUUGAUUGAUUUGAAUUGGCUAAACACUUGGUACUUGAAUUACUCAAUUUCUUUCAUAUAAAGUUAAAUAACCAGAUUCGACUAUUUUACAGAUAUUUCUUUUUUGUAUUCUUUGUACACAUGCGAUGAGCGAGUUCUUUUUUGGAUUUCUUUUACAGCUCUAUCUAUUCACUUAUUAUUCAAUGUGAUUUUGUACAUAUUAACAUUUUCAGGUGAAUCGACAUAUGGAAAAUUAGUUACUGGUCGUAUAGAUAAACUCUAUCAGAUUUGCAAUUUAGUCUAAUUUUAAGCAGUUGCAGAAGUUUUAAAUAUUAUUUCUCCAUCAAAUUCAAUAACUUACAAAAAAAGGAUGUACAAUUAAAAAAUAGUAAGCACAUUUAUAGGCAUCUUAUUUGAAAAUAUUCCUUAAAUCAUCAUUCAAAUAAUUUAUUUAGCUAAAAACAAUACUAUCACAAUUAACGUUUUGUUUUCUAUUAUAACUUCUUGUUUGAUGUUUGUGAUAAAUCUUUAUAAAUUCCUCACAGUAGUUCCAUCUCGUCUGGGCUAAGAAGACUUUAAUGCAUUAAACACAAAAAAGAGAAAUUAAGUACUCCCUGUAUAUCAAAAGAAGCUAUAAGAGUAUGAGUCUAAUCUUCUUAAGUAUAAUUUAGUAGAGUAGCUGAAAUGCAUAAAGUCAACUCUUUACUACAAAAGUAUCCUAGAGAAAAAUUUUAACUCAAUAUCUGACAUCCAUAAAGAGAUUCAGGUAGCUAAAGAUUUAAGAAGAUUUUAGCAUAAUUUGGAUUUGAUUGAUUAUUUCUUUUAAAACAAAAUAUUUAUCGAUAAACAGGAGUAGCUAGAAGAAUUCAAAUAAAAAUAUGAAAAUCUAUUAAAUAAUGAAAUUACUUCAUAAACCUAAUUAGAAAAAGAAGAUAAAUAAAAUAAAAAUACUCACGGCAUAAGUCAUUUUAAACCAUCAAUCUAAUUAAAUAAUAAUAAUCAUUAAGCAAAUAAUAGUCAUUAUUAACAUAUUCAUGAAGAUCUCAAAGAUACAACUCAUUUAGUUAAUAAAAAGUUAGAAAUGCCUCACGAUCAAUCAUCAGCAUAUUUGAAUAAAUCAAAUCAGAUUCUUCAUAACAAUAACAAUUAAAAUACAUUUAAUAACAACAACCACUAAAAUCAUGAUUAAACUAGCACAAAUAACCAAAAUAAAAGUAUAUCCACUCAUCCAGUAUUCAUCCAUAAAGCAGAAAAUCAGAACUCAAGUACUAAACCUAAUCACCCAGCGACUCAAUCGAAAGCAUAAGCUAGUAAAAAAAAAUGA
Messenger RNA from Tetrahymena thermophila SB210, 8373 nucleotides. RefSeq names its product transmembrane protein, putative. Gene Ontology annotation, biological process: SCF-dependent proteasomal ubiquitin-dependent protein catabolic process. NCBI's taxonomy places the organism in Eukaryota, Ciliophora, Oligohymenophorea, Hymenostomatida, Tetrahymenidae. Gene Ontology annotation, molecular function: protein binding. The transcript is spliced from 4 exons. Gene Ontology annotation, cellular component: SCF ubiquitin ligase complex. The record is from RefSeq and is a predicted model, not a curated record.